Struthio camelus australis is the source of this 723-nucleotide messenger RNA. Lineage: Eukaryota; Metazoa; Chordata; Aves; Struthioniformes; Struthionidae. The record is from RefSeq and is a predicted model, not a curated record.
GCUUGUGGCUGAUGUCCCCCCUUGCCCCGCUGGCGGGACUGCUCCCCUAGUGCAGGUCAGCGCUCAACGUGGCGUGGAGGGAGGCCCGCUCAUCUCACCAUGGUGCUGCCACCGCCUGACAAGCGCCACGUGUGUCUGACCACCAUCGUCAUCAUGACCAGCAUGGCCUUCAUGGAUGCUUAUCUGGUGGAGCAGAACCAGGGGCCCCGUAAGAUCGGUGUCUGCAUCAUUGUGCUCGUGGGGGACAUCUGCUUCCUCAUCGUGCUGCGCUAUGUGGCCGUGUGGGUAGGGGCGGAGGUGAAGACAGCCAAGCGGGGCUACGCCAUGAUCCUUUGGUUCCUGUACAUCUUUGUGCUGGAGAUCAAGUUGUAUUUCAUCUUUCAGAAUUACAAAGCUGACAAGAAGAACCUGGAGACAGUGGCCAGGAAAGCCCUGACCCUGCUCCUCUCCAUCUGCGUGCCGGGGCUCUACCUGGUGCUGGUGGCCUUGGACAGCAUGGAGUAUAUACGGACCUUUCGGAAGAAAGAGGACCUGCGGGGCCGUCUCUUUUGGGUGGCCCUCGACCUGCUGGAUAUCUUGGACAUCCAGGCCAACCUGUGGGAGCCACACAGGACUGGCCUGCCCAUCUGGGCGGAGGGGGGUGGGUGGCGGAGCAGCCCUUGGUCCUCCAAGGGCUUGUGGCUGAUGUCCCCCCUUGCCCCGCUGGCGGGACUGCUCCCCUAG